GAGGAGGGAGAAGGAGGAGGUAAGUUCCGGCCUCCUAUGAGGGUUGCCUUUGUUUGGCUGAACGGGCUCUCUGAGCCAAUGGGAGCGCGCCGGGAGGAGUGGGGCGGGCGGGCGAGCCGAGUGUGUGCGUGUGUGCAGAGCCGAGAUUGCUUCCAGUGGGAAGGGUGUCGGUCUGCUUUUCUGCUGCCAGGUCUCGCUUCGCUCGGAGUGAGGACGGGGCCGACCAUCUCCGGGGCUGCUCGGUGGCUUUCCGUUCACCCGCUUUGUGUCUCUGUUCUUUCUCCCCCCCUCCUCCUCCUCCCUCUCUCCAAUCAACCGCCGCCUCUCCGCGAUGCCGCCCUCGCUGGCCUCCGCGUCUGCUCCCGUGUGGCCUGGCGGCCUCUUUCCGCCGUGGGGUUGAUCCGAAGGAGGAAGAAGAGGAAGCGCGGAGGCCCGAUCGCCUGCUCAUGCAGCAGCCCCAUCGCCGCCGCCGCCCCGCCGUUGGAGUCCCGCCGAGCUGCAUGGACGGGCAUGGGGAGAGCGGCCCCUCUCUGCGCCAUCGCCGCCGCCGCCGCCGCCAGGGCUGAGCAGCAGCAGCAGCAGCGCCGCCCCCCGCCUGCCCUCCUCGUCCUCUUCAGCCUGGGGCUGCUCCUACACACAGGCGAUUGCCAGCUGCAGACGCCGUGUCGAAUCCAGAAGUGCACCACGGACUUUGUGGCGCUAACUUCUCACCUGAACUCUGCCCUUGAUGGCUUUGAUUUGGAAUUCUGCAAAGCCCUGCGUGCCUAUUCCGCCUGCACCUACCGCAACUCCAAAGUCUGCCGUGGGAACCUGGUCUACCAUUCGGCCGUGCUGGGGAUCAGCGAUCUCAUGAGCCAGAGGAACUGCUCCAAAGAUGGCCCGACAUCCUCGACGAACCCUGAAAUCACCCACGACCCGUGUAAUUACAGCGGCCGCCAGGGAGCCGUCGAACUUCGCGGGGGAGGAGAGCAGGCCCCGCCCACGUACUUUUUCUGUGGCCUGUUUGGAGACCCACACCUGCGGACCUUUAAGGAUCACUUUCAGACGUGCAAAGUGGAAGGGGCGUGGCCCCUCAUAGACAACAACUACUUGUCGGUGCAGGUGACAAAUGUGCCCGUGGUCCCCAGAUCCAGCGCCACUGCCACAAAUAAGAUCACCAUCAUCUUCAAAUCUUACCAAGACUGCACUGAUCAGAAAGUGUACCAGGCCGUGACGGACGAUUUGCCUGCCGCGUUUGUCGACGGCACGACCAGCGGUGGGGACGGUGACACCAAGAGCUUGCACAUCGUGGAGCGAGUGAGCGGCAAGUAUGUGGAGAUGCACGCCCGGUACAUUGGGACCACGGUCUUUGUGCGCCAGCUGGGCCGCUACCUAACGCUCGCCAUACGCAUGCCGGAAGAGCUUGCCAUGGCUUAUGAAGAGAGCCAGGACCUACAGCUCUGCGUGAACGGCUGCCCCUCCAGCGAGCGCAUCGACGACAGUGGGCACCUCCCUUUGCCCGUGAUGGGGCAGCUCCCUCUGGGCGCCUCCAGCCAGGCCCGGUCCAUGUACACCUUGGAGAGCGCCACGGCGAAAUGCCACGAGAAGAUGCUUCUGAAGGACAUCUAUUUUUACUCUUGCGUGUUCGAUUUGCUGACCACCGGCGAUGCCAACUUCACGGCAGCUGCCCACAGUGCCUUGCAAGACGUCGAGGCCCUGCACCCCAGGAAGGAGCGGUGGCACAUCUUCCCCGACAACGGGGCGGCUGGCCAAGGGCAGCAGCUUUUGUGUCUUAGUCUUGGACUCCUGUGCUUGAUGCUUGUUGUGUUUUUGUAGGGUUGUGUUGGGUUCCCCCAUCCCCGAGAACAAAGGUUUAAAAAUAUAUAUUGUCAUAAUAUAUUGACUUAAAGAUUAUAUAUAUGUAUAUACCAUGUAUAUGAAGGGAUGCUUCUGCCUUUCCUACCCCCACCCCCUCCUGGGACGCCCAGCGGAUUGUACAUAUUGUGUUAGUUUUUCUUUCCUCAUGUAUGUUGGAUGUAAUUUUUUUUUUUUGAUUGUAAUAAUUUUUUUGCUUUGCAGUUGGUGAAAUGUUUUAUAAUGUCCUUUCAUCAGGACCUGAUAGAAAGCACUUUAUUUUUUAUAUAUUGAAUAUUUAUGUGUAUCUAGGUAAUAUGUAAAGCAUUUAGCCACGUGUACAUAUAUCAUACCCAGUGCUCCCUCUUUAAGUAUUACCUAGCUGAACUCGCGAGCUUCUGCGGUCCUUUCCCCCCCCCUCCUAUCUCUGCUUCACCUUUUGAGGCAUACCCCAAGAAGUUGGCUGGAGGGGGACAAGAUAAGGUGCAGGUCUGGGAUGAGCUAGUUAUUCCUUUUGGACCCUGGGCCAGUAGCCAGCCUGUGUUCCAUAAGAACAAAAAAAAGUCAUUGGAUGUUGAUCUCACAAUUGGAACCUGCCCUUGCUGCAUCAUUCCUGAUGCAGGUGAUUCUCCCCCCCCCCGGUCCUUCUCCUAAGGACUGCUUUCUUGGUGUGUGGUGGGGGAGGCGAUACUUUGUGCUUGGGUAUUGACUCGCCAAGUGCAAAGACCCAUUUCUCGCCUUGGUCACGAAGGGCGCACACGUAGAAAAAGGUGUCUCUAUCUCCUUCCCAAGCGUACGCGUGUGAAACCCAAAACUCGCCGAGGUUUUUGGGGCUCGGUCUCUUUAAUAUAUAUCGAUUAUAUGGAUAUCUUCAAGUGGUUUGUAUUUAGUGUGUUCCCUAUGAUAGUGGUAGGCCUCACUGGGUUAAUCAUGUCUGAUUUCUCUCUCUCUCUCCUUGCCCUCCCUCCAAAAAAAAUGUAGGAACCUUCAGCCUACCUAAAUAAGUUUUUUUUUCAACAACUACAAAAAAAAAAAAAAAAACUCCAAAGCUUUGGGGAUAAACCUUUUAGGAUUCUGACUUAGGUGUUUGUCUUAAAAAGGAGAAAAUAAGGGAACCCCACAGUUUAGUCCGAAAAGCUUGCUGUGCCAGCCUAUAUUUUACAUUUGGAGCCUGAGCAGCCUAAGGCAACAGGAACUUUUGCUCAGAGGUGGUCUGGUCCUCAUUUCCUUAUUUAUUUAUUUUUUUGCAACUUGCUAAACUGCAGUAGCUUCUUCUGUUACAAAAUUCAGACACCGAAAGAGAACUUUGAGACAUCUUUAAAUAUCUGGCCGAUUUACCAGAUUGGUGAUGCAUGCGGUAACCCACAAAGCUGCAGUCCACCUUGGACAUGUCUGGAUUCUACCUCCCACCAUUCCUGACAUCGGCCAUGCUGGCGGAAGUGGAUGACGUAACACCUGGAGAACCGCAGCUUUUCUGUCUCGGGGUGCAGCUAUGAAAGUGUACACUGUGUUAAGUCUUUGAGGUGCCCCAAGAUCAUUGCUUUUAGACGGCGCAGGCAGUCAUAAACACAUUUCAUGUUUAUAAUGGCUCACUUGUUUUGAGGCUCCAUUCCCGCUCCCGUGUUUUGCCAGAGGACCCUGUGGCAUAUUGCAGCUGCAGUUGGGUCUACACCCAGCUCUUUUUCAAAAGGCUGUCUGCCAACUGAGUCAUGUCCCCCCCCCAAAAAUGCUCUCUUAAUUAUCCUGGGGAUGAGGAAGCUAAGAGUGCUUCUCCCUCUCCCUCUCCCUUAUUACCUAAGAAAGCCCACUGGGACACUUGGGAGAAUCUUUGAGGUCUAGGUUGGCAUCUAGGCGGGUAGCAAAACUCGUGUAGGAUCAAAGUGUCCACCUCGUUCCGGAUUUAGUGAGCAGAGGGGUAGCUGGAAUUGCUAAGUAAAGUAAGGUACGGAGCUAGGGCUUAGCUGAAACUUCUCAAAAUAUCACCCCCCCCAAAAAAAAGUAACCACCUGAACUAUUGAAAUUUUUUGCUUUCUGGAUAAUAUUUGGCAAAAGGAACUGGUCCUAGAUGAACAUGAAGAAUUUUGCCCAGGCCAUUUUAACUGGAGUACCUCAUCCACCUGUUUCUGACUUUUGGGGUCCAGGGCCACUUGUCUCGGGGCAAGAUCUCCUGCCUGAAACGCAGAUGGCAACGACAAAGGGAUGAGAGUUGUAGUCAGCAACACUGGGAGGCAGCCAUGUUGACUAGCCUUGGGUUAGCCCAGGGGAUACAUGUGUGGAUUGCUUAGUUGUGACGAGGCUAAAGGGCAUUUGUUCAGCAGAACCUACUGCUGUGAACCUACUGACACCCUUGGACAAGGUGCUUCUUUUUAGAAUUGCCUCAAAUCUAAAAUGUGGCCAUAGUAAUAUUGGCCUGCAUUGCAGGGCCAGUUCAGGAAGUAAGAAGUACUGAAAUAAAGCCAAACAAAAGCUUCAUAAUAUUGGUUUCCUUUGUGGGAAUCCUGAUCAGUUUUGGGAGAAGAAUAUUCACAUCCUUUAAAAAAAAAAUUGUGGAAAAAGUUGGAAAUGCUUUUGGAAAAGUUCCUAAGCGAGGUGAAAAUGCUGGCUACUGUGUAAAUGAAUUGGGAGUAUAGCGCUGAAUUUGCCGCUUAGUCCUUUCCCCACUGCCAGAAUGGUUUUAAAAUGGCAGUGUUAAGCUGUCCUUUUUUUGUUGGUUAGGGCAGCACAGAAUUUGAAGCAUAACCUCCCCCCCCCCUCCCCUGAAUCUUGUCUAGAGAGAAGCAUUGAUGGUCUUAGAAUAGGUGGAUUUUCCUGGUUUUUUUGUGUGCCAAGUGGAAAAGGUAUUUGUGGAAGAAGCCCGAUAUAGACAAGCUUAGAGGUGUAACUGCCGUGUGAGCCCAUCGUAAAAGAGCAGCUGUGUGCUAGCUAAUUUCCUGUGUUCCCAAGCCCCACGAGUAUCUGUGUACACUAAUAUCUAAAUCAUAAAGUCCAGAGAUAAGUAAUAUUUCGGAAAUGUUAGAACCUGGAGUGUGUGGGAUUUUUUUUCUUUUCUUUUUCUUUCUUUCUUGUUCCUGCUGUGGGAUUUCUUGAGAAAAUGUUAUUUGCACAUGUUGGCUCUCCAAGUCCAUCACAGUCAAGAGAGCUUUGGUUAAUGCCAAACAUAUGGAUAGUUUGAAGCGAGCGAGUGGUGUCUGGGGACAGCUUGCGCUUAGAAGGAACACUAGUUUUCACAGACACUCCAAAUGGCUGGCUGUCUCUCGCUCCCUGAAGGCUUCAAACCUAUUUUUAUGCUUGAAAGAAGGGGGGAAAGGAAAGAAAGAAAGAAGGGAAGAAAAAACCCACAGUGUGCCCAGUCUUUGCAAAGCCCCCUUUAGAUGUGGUUCAUGGAUAUACGAAUAAGUAUACAUUUGUGUAAAAACAAAAACAAAAAGUGACCAUGCAGUGUACAAAUACUUUUAAAUUAUUAUGAUAGAAUAAAGCUACAUACCAUGUUGUGAAA
Zootoca vivipara (common lizard) is the source of this 5329-nucleotide messenger RNA. It is a transcript of the gene RGMB, whose product is annotated as repulsive guidance molecule BMP co-receptor b. Gene Ontology annotation, molecular function: coreceptor activity. Gene Ontology annotation, biological process: BMP signaling pathway. NCBI's taxonomy places the organism in Eukaryota, Metazoa, Chordata, Lepidosauria, Squamata, Lacertidae. Gene Ontology annotation, cellular component: plasma membrane. The record is from RefSeq and is a predicted model, not a curated record.